Messenger RNA from Papaver somniferum (opium poppy), 1473 nucleotides. RefSeq lists its product as uncharacterized. The coding region runs from base 698 to 1006 and encodes 102 amino acids. The transcript has 6 exons. The record is from RefSeq and is a predicted model, not a curated record. NCBI's taxonomy places the organism in Eukaryota, Viridiplantae, Streptophyta, Magnoliopsida, Ranunculales, Papaveraceae.
AUACUAGACCUUGGAUUUUUAUUCAUUAAGAUAAGGGAAAAGAAUAGGGUUCACAACUAAUCAAUAUGGAUUAUUUACAGAUGUGAUUUUACAACUAAUCCUAAAUAUGGUUAUACGUUAAAGAAUUUUAGACCUUGGAUUUUCUUUCCUCCUGAGAUAUAACUGGAUUGUUUACGUCAUGUUAAAUCAGCACUAACUUUACUUUGUCCGAGUUUAGGUCAUAUAUGGUUUGCUCGUAAAAAUGUCUAAUAGAUAAGGGAAUAAAAUUAAGGGAAAAUUUGUCUAAUUGUCUAGGAAAAUUAAUUAGUAAAUUUUGGAAGUUUAUCUAUCUUUGUUUUAGUGUUGGACAGAAGUUUUAGGGAAGAGCUAGAUGAACUCAGUUAGUAUUGCCAAAUUUCAAAAAUUUUGCACCUCAUGUUUUUCUCGGUGUUUAAUUAGGUGCAAUUAGUGGGAGUUAACUGGGUUCAGAAAUGUUGUUAUCUAAUUUAUACUCCUUGGAUGAAAACAUGGGUCUACAGCGAGAGUUAGUUCUGUUCAAUGUCAUAUGAGCCCAGAAAAAACUUAAAUGUAUAUGAUUCCAUUUUGCAUCAACUUUAUAUUCGAAUUGUUUCUUAGUUUAUUUGGAUCUGAUUUGAAAUUUUAAGAAUAAUUUCAGAAAAGGGUCGACCAACCAUGGACUAGAGUCUGGACCAAAAGGAUGAAAAUGAUUUUGAGUACUUGGUACUCUUAUUCGACAGUCACUCUGAAGGCGACCUUUUUUUCUUCCACUUCUUCAAAGAGGUCUGCAGAGUUGUGUAUGCUUGGACUUACUAUUGGAGCAGCACUAGGUACUGAGCUAGGGAAAAUGUCAAGACCAGCAAGGAGGGGAGCAAUAUUGAACCUCAAUUCGCAACUGUCAAGUAAUGGCUUUGUUGUCCUUCAGUUUGGUCUUUGCAGCUAUAGAAUCCCCUGUCCAGAUGCUUUGGUCAUGCUACCACAUGUUGCUCCAGAUGCGCAAGCCUGUUAGAUACUGGAGUGUUCCAUAUAUUAUAGCGUUGAAGUAUAAGUGUUGGGCAUGUAGAAGAGUCCAGGGAGAACUAUGACAAGCUAAAAUGCAUAUUCAAGCAGAUGUGUAAGUGCUAGGCAUUUUUCAUUGCUCAUGUCCCCUGUAGCCUUCCAUUUCACAAACUAUAUCUGUGGAGGCUAAAAUCAAGUGAUCAAGUGAGAAAUAAGAGAGAAUCGAAAGUCUGUAUACAAAAGUGGUAGAGGAAGUUGUGCAUGCCGUCAGUAACUGGACCAGCAGAAGCUCCACCAGAUUUGAAUGAUCCUAAACCAAAGGCUAAGUCUGAUUACUGAGAAACUAUGAAGAGCUUCUUCUGUUAAAGUCGUAGUAGCUCCCAACAGUACAAAACAGUGGAUGCUGAAACUAUAUUUGUACUCCAGAUAAUUGGUAGCUUAAAUUGAAUAAAAAUUCCAAGCUUUAUAGUUAGCAAA